AUGGCUUCUGAAGAUAAUAUUGGAGAAAUCGACACAUCUCUGUCGCGCAAACUCAAGGAUACUGCAGCCGGGUUUGUUGGGGGUGCAGUGCAAGUUCUUAUCGGGCAACCUUUUGAUCUUGUUAAAGUUCGGUUACAAGCUGCAAGCACUAAUACGGGUGGAGCUCCUAGCACACCUUUAUCGGUGUUUAAGCAGACUCUGACACAAGAAGGACCACUGGCUUUUUACAAAGGUACUUUAGCCCCAUUACUGGGUGUUGGUGCAUGCGUUUCUGUACAAUUUUAUGCAUUUCAUGAAGCCAAGCGCUUUUUCCAAGGCCAGAAUCAAAAGGAAGGUGAAGCCAAUGUUAAAACAACAGCCUUGGGCUUGACUUACCCACAAAUUUAUGCAGCAGGAGCGGCAGCUGGUAUUGCCAACACUCCAUUGACCAGUCCGAUUGAGCAGGUUCGUAUUUUACUUCAAACACAGAGAUCUACUAAGGAUGGUUCUGGAGCACGGUGGAAUGGUCCUCGUGAUGUUGUAAAAGAUUUGAAAGCCAACAGAGCUCUGUUUCGUGGGUCUGGUGUGACUGUGCUACGUGAAGCUCAAGCGUACGGCGUUUGGUUUGCAACAUACGAAUAUGUUAUUGCGGCGUUAGUUGACCGGUUACAGCGUGUGCGAAAUGAUCCUUCCUUGACGCGAAACGACUUGCCUACUCCUUACCUUUUGGGUGCUGGUGCGGUGGCUGGUGAGGCUUUGUGGCUGGCGUCCUACCCACUUGAUGUUGUCAAGUCUCGAGUCCAGGCUGAUGGACUGGCCAGCGCCGGGGAAUCACGAUAUGGUGGUAGCGCCAUUCGUGCAGCACAGGAUGUCUGGAGAACUCAAGGAAUCAGAGGCUUUUGGCGAGGGAUUGUGCCUACUCUUCUUAGAGCAAUUCCUGCUUCUUCGGGGACAUUUGCAGCAGUGGAGUUGACCUUACGUGUGCUUGGUUAA
This is a messenger RNA of Magnusiomyces paraingens, 972 nucleotides long. RefSeq lists its product as uncharacterized. Bases 1 to 972 code for a protein of 323 amino acids. The transcript has 2 exons. Gene Ontology annotation, molecular function: L-ornithine transmembrane transporter activity. Lineage: Eukaryota; Fungi; Ascomycota; Dipodascomycetes; Dipodascales; Dipodascaceae. Gene Ontology annotation, biological process: mitochondrial L-ornithine transmembrane transport. The record is from RefSeq and is a predicted model, not a curated record.